UUUAAUAUGCCAUCAGAUAAAAAAUCAAAAACAAGAUACAACUGCUCCUAUUGCAAAAAGCAAAUCCUGAGCGAAGAUGUAGAGUGCAAAGUUUGCAAGGAGCAUUAUCAUGUGUAUUGUGCGUACAGAUAUGGCACUCUCAUCUUCUCUGGGUCGAAAAAGCUGGUGGUGUGCUGUGAAAAACCGGAAAACAUCGACAAGCUAAAAAACACAAGGGGAUGUCGGCCUAACACUACUUCAACAAAAACUAAUGACAAUCAUAUGAUGUCACCAUGCGAGCAUGGAAAGAUAUACAGACAAUUGAUGAGUAAAAAUACAAAUAGUACUAUAUGCUCAGUACAACCAACUAAAAAAACAAUCAGUAACGUAAUUAUUUUGCAAAAAUAUGAAAUUGUAUCAGGUGAAUCGUGUUCUAAUACCGAUCCAUUCUCAAAAUGUGAUAGUCCCUCAUGCAACAAUAAUGAGGAUGAUUUAAAUACUAAAGAUGUCGAGGCUGAUGAAGAACCUGGUUAUACAUGCAAUAUUCCAACAUGUGAAAAUAAUAUAAAAGAUAAUGAAGAGGGUACAACAAUACUAGAUCAACAAUUUUGUAAAAUCUGCAAAAAAACCAUUACUAAAGACAUGGUCACGUGUAGACUUUGUCGGAGUAUAUACCAUAAAACCUGUGUAUUCGAAGUAAACAAUUUAGUUAUUCUAAGUCAGAGAUCAGUUAUUUGUUGUAGCAAUUCUAUCAACGAUUCUCUAUCAAAAUAUCUAAAUGGAUCAUUCAUCAAAGAAUUGGAAAGGAAAGGGUCCAAGACAUCGGGUGACCAACCCGACAAAAAGUUAUAUGUGGUAUGUGAUUCAAAAGUAAUCGAUGAAGAAGAUAAUGCAGAUCCUUGCGUAGAAAAUUGUAUAGAUAAAUGCUCAGAAAUACCUGAAAAUGAUGAAGGAAAUCAAGAAAGUUUUACUGGUACUCGAUCAGUAUCAUUUGCGGGGGGUCCCAAAGUACCUCUUUGUCAAACGAAAAAAAUAUCACUAGAAGCUGUCCCAGAGGGUGUUGAACAACAAGAACAGCCGAAACAAGCAGGUUGUCAUAUGAAAAAGGAAUCAACAAAAGAGCAACCAGAUGAAUUGAGACCAUCGCAGAAAUCUGAAGCUGAAGAAAAAUCUGAAAAGCCGAAAUCAUUGGAACAAGAAAUUGAGCCAAUUGAAGGGCAACAAGAAUUUGAAGUUGUGGAACAAAAAAUCGAAGAAAAGCGGAAGUCUGAAAGUCCAACACCUUCGGAUGAACAAACUAAACAAACUGAAGGCGAAACAAAAAAAUUGGCUUGUGUCACAAAGCGUGAAGAUCCGGAACCAAGGGGGGAAGAAAAGCAACCAUUUGAAUGCGAAAUAAAAAAAUUUGCUUGUGUCACAAAACGUGAAGAUACGGAACCAUUGGGAGAAGAAAUAGAACCAGAUGGUACAGAAUUAUUGGAGGAAGAAAUCGAGGAAACUGAUACACAAGUGAAAAAGACAUGUGGCAUGAAAUCUGAAGAUGCUAAACCAUUGGAAGACGACCAACUCCGGGGGGAAGAUAAAGAUAAAGAUGAAGUGAAAAAAUCUGGUUGUGGUGUAAAAGCAGAAGAAAAGGAACCAUUAGAAGCUGACCAACCUCGAAGUAGCACAGCUAGUAAAAAAGAGGCCAUUAAGUCUGAGGAGACGGGAGAUGCAGAAGUGAAAAAGACUGGUUGUGGCAUAAAAUCUGAAGAUGUUAAACCAUUAAAAGGUGACCAACCUCAGGUGGAAGAUACUGAAGUGAAAAAGCCUGGCUGUGGUGUAAAAGUAGAAGAAAAGAAACCAUUAGAAGCUGAUGAACCCCGAAGUAGUACUGCCAGUAAAAAAGAAGCCAUUAUGUCUGAGGAGACGGGAGAUGCUAAACCAGUGGAAGAUGACCAACUUAAGGCGGGAGAUACUGAAGUGAAGUCUGGUUGUGGUGCUAAGAAAGAAGAAGAAAAACCCCCAGAAGCUGCCCAACCUGAAGAAGUAGUAAAAGAGAAGGAAAAUGAUGAUAUAUCUUUGGAAUAUUCAAUGGUGAGCGAAGUAUCAAAAGAUGAGUCUAUAAAAAGUAAAACAGAAGAGGAGGAAGAUAUAUGUUUAGGAUGUGAACAACCUUGUAUCGAUGAGUGUUUGUGUCCUAGAAAAGAUCCUAAAAGAAAGAGUACAAGACCAAGUUGUGUUAGUGGUAUUGGGAUACCAUCUGAUAAGAAACAGUCAAUAAAAAGUGAAACUGAAGAGGAAGACGACAUAUGUAUUGGAUGUGAAAACCCUUGUAUCGAUGAGUGUUUGUGUCCUAGAAAAGAUCCUAAAAGAAAGAGUACAAGACCAAGUUGUGUUAGUGGUAUUGGGAUACCAUCUGAUAAGAAACAGUCAAUAAAAAGUGAAACUGAAGAGGAAGACGACAUAUGUAUUGGAUGUGAAAACCCUUGUAUCGAUGAGUGUUUGUGUCCUAGAAAAGAUCCUAAAAGAAAGAGUACAAGACCAAGUUGUGUUAGUGGUAUUGGGAUACCAUCUGAUAAGAAACAGUCAAUAAAAAGUGAAACUGAAGAGGAAGACGACAUAUGUAUUGGAUGUGAAAACCCUUGUAUCGAUGAGUGUUUGUGUCCUAGAAAAGAUCCUAAAAGAAAGAGUACAAGACCAAGUUGUGUUAGUGGUAUUGGGAUACCAUCUGAUAAGAAACAGUCAAUAAAAAGUGAAACUGAAGAGGAAGACGACAUAUGUAUUGGAUGUGAAAACCCUUGUAUCGAUGAGUGUUUGUGUACUAGAAAAGAUCCCACUAGAAUGAGUACAAGACCAAGCUGCGUCAGUAAUAUAGUGAUACCAUCUGAUAAGAAAGAGUCAAUAAAAAGUGAAAUUGAUGAAGAAGAUGACAUAUGUAUAGGAUGUGAAAACCCCUGUAUCGAUGAGUGUUUGUGUACUAGAAAAGAUCCCAGUAGAAUGAGUACAAGACCAAGUUGUGUUAGUGGUAUUGGGAUACCCUCUGAUAAGAAACAGCCAAUAAAAAGUGAAACUGAAGAGGAAGAUGACAUAUGUUUGGGAUGUGAAAACCCUUGUAUCGAUGAGUGUUUAUGCCCUAGAAAAGAUCCCACUAGAAUGAGUACAAGACCAAGCUGCGUCAGUAAUAUAGUGAUACCAUCUGAUAAGAAAGAGUCAAUAAAAAGUGAAAUUGAGGAAGAAGAUGACAUAUGUAUAGGAUGUGAAAACCCUUGUAUCGAUGAGUGUUUAUGUGUUAGAGAAGAUCCUACAAGAAGAAGCAUAAGACCCAGCUGUAUGAGUGGUAUAGAUAUGCCACCAGAUGUGAAAAAACAUUCAGUUAAAGAUGAAGGUAAGAAAAAAGUGUCUGACGGUAGUUUAUCAGUGGAAAUUAAAACCGAUGCACUAGAUGAUGAUGAAUACGAAGAAUGUUUUGGAUGUGAUGAGCCUUGCUUAGAUGAAUGUCUAUGUCCUACUAAAGAUCCUACUAGACGUAGUACAAGACCAAGUUGUUUAAGUGGCAUAACGGUUCCAUCUGAUAAAAAACACUCAGUAAAAAGUAAAACGGAGGAGGAAGAUGACAUAUGUAUAGGAUGUGAAAACCCUUGUUACGAUGAGUGUUUGUGUCCUAGAAAAGAUCCCACUAGAAUGAGUACAAGACCAAGUUGUGUUAGUGGUAUUGGGAUACCAUCUGAUAAGAAACAGUCAAUAAAAAGUGAAACUGAAGAGGAAGACGACAUAUGUAUUGGAUGUGAAAACCCUUGUAUCGAUGAGUGUUUGUGUCCUAGAAAAGAUCCUAAAAGAAAGAGUACAAGACCAAGUUGUGUUAGUGGUAUUGGGAUACCAUCUGAUAAGAAACAGUCAAUAAAGAGUGAAACUGAGGAGGAAGAUGACAUUUGUAUAGGAUGUGAAAAUCCUUGUAUAGAUGAGUGCUUGUGUCCUAGGAAAGAUCCCACUAGAAUGAGUACAAGACCAAGCUGCGUCAGUAGUAUUGUAAUACAAUCUGAUAAGAAACAGUCAAUAAAAAGUAAAACUGAAGAAGAAGAUGACAUAUGUUUAGGGUGUGAUAAACCCUGUAUUGAUGAGUGUUUAUGUACUAGAGAAGAUCCUACUAGAAGAAGUAUAAGACCAAGUUGUUUAAGUGGUUUGAAUUUACCACCUGACAAACAGAAACAGUCAAUCACUAAUGAAGGAGAUGUUGGAAGUAGUUCAUUGGAAAUCAAGUCCGAUUUACUUGAUUAUGAAGAAGAGGAAAAUGAAUGCAUUGGAUGUGAAGAGCCCUGCAUAGAUGAAUGUUUGUGUCCUAAAAAAGAUCCUAAGAAAUUGACCGCCAGAGCUAGUUGCAUAAGCGGAAGUAUUGCAGUAAAGAAAUCGGUUGUAGAGGACACUAAACCUGUGAAAGCAGAUAAACCGCAGACAAGAGAUGUUGGAACAUUAACAGUUUUGACGGGGGUAAUUGAUUGUAUUGGUUGUAAGGAACCUUGCAUAAAUGUGUGCGCAUGUCCUUUGGUGGGCAAAUCUGCCGUGAAUGGAGCACCUAGUUGUUUAAGUAAUUUUGCCGCAAGACAACUCUAUCCAGAACAUGAAACAACAGUUAAUUAUUUUAUACAAGAAGAAAGACCAAAGGUUUUGUUAGACGAUAAAGGAGUAAAUGUAGAUAUGCCUGAAGAAGGUAAUGAGUAUUGUAAUGAGGUUAAAUGUCAAUGUCCAGAAGAUGUAGAAGUACCUUCAGAAAUUGAUUUUUUGAGAAUGAAAGGAGGUAAUACCAAUGACUCAGAAAUUUCAUCUGAUCAGUAUUCUGAACUGUCGAACGAGAGCCAUCCACUGGAUAUGAACUCUAAGAAAUGUCAAGUUUCAAAAGAAAUUAGUUGUCAUCUUAAUAAUACAUUUAUGUCGUGUGCCCUUAAGCAGCUUGCAAAUAAAGCUUUGGUCAAUAAAAGUGUGGAUAAUAUUAAGAAUGAACUACAUAACUCCGACACAUUGAUUCAACAGAAAAAGAAAAUUGGAAGCAACCUAUAUACAUCUUGGCGUGAACCUCAAUUAAAAAAGAUGAGAGAAAACGCAAGAAAUGUAAUUCUGAGUAUAAAAGAAACAGAAUGUCAUACAUUAAAGCCCAAACAUGGAACUGUGAAUAUUAAAAGAUGUAAUAAUAAAAGCACUGGAAAGAAAAUUGGAAAUCAUAAUAAAGAGUUACAAGCUGCUAGACAAGAAGACAUAGCUAAUCGAAUAUUGAAUUCAGUACAAAUAGAUUGUCAUCUUGAUUCUACAAAUUCGGAAGCUGUUACACCACCUGAAGAUGACGCGGAGAAACGGUAUAUCAAGCAAAGAGAAACGGAGGACAAAAUUAAAGGGGAUAUUCAAUUACUGGAAGCUCAAUGGACUGAUGAGUAUGAAAAAUCGAAGAAAACUGUUGCUGGGCCAGCAUAUGAAAAAAAGCGUAAGAAGCAUAAAAGUAAAAAAGUAGAGAAAAAGGGCGAGAUUGGCGAAAUUAAAAUAGAACAUAAAGAACUUGAGAAGAAAAAUUGUGAAGAGACACAGAGUGAUGGGAAAGAUCAACAAGAAAAGGAACAAAUUACUGACAAUAUAGAACAGAAUGAAAAACCCAAAGAAGUGAAAAAAGAACAAAAAAUUGACUACACAACCCUAAAUGAAGAGUACAAUAAAGAACAGAAAAAUGAACUACAUAAAGAAGCGAUAAAAGGAAAUAAAAAAGAGGAGCCAAAAAACAAAGAUGAAGAAGGGAAGAAGAAAGGAGGAUUUUUUUUAACACUUAGUAAAAAAAUAAAUAAUAUACCAUAAUAGCCCAGUCAUAUUACCAUUAAACCAAUUACAAGCAAAUUGUGUUUUACUUACUAAACAAUAUUAAUCAGUGUCAGUGUCAAUUUAAAAUAGGGUUAGUAAAUAUGUCAUAACAUUAUAAAACCAUCUUUAAAUAAUUUAAAACCAUGUUCAAAAUUUCUUCAUCGGACGAACCAAAAGAAGAUAGUGAACUUUCGGAAGGAAGUAAAAGUGUUAGAAUAUCAGACGACAUUAUUGAGGAGGCUUCAGCACCUCCACCAGAAAAAGAAGAUUUAGAAGAUGUUACUCCAGAUGAUACGCCAAAGGAAGCGACAGAUGAUGGUGAACCUUCGGAAAAAAGUAGUUCAGAAAAAAGUGGUACAGAAAAAAGUAGUUCAGAAAAAGGGGAAAAGGAACCAGAUGAAACGGUGGAACAAACGACUUCAGACAAGGAUGCGUCGAAGGAAACACCCGCCCAGCCAACAGAUGAAACAACAACUGCAGUAACAAUAAAAGAAACCACAGAUGAAGAAGCGCCUGUGCCAAAAAGAACUCCGAAUGUUUGUUGCACUGACAUCCAGGUCAGAUUCAAAGGGAACAGAGACGCAAUGGAAAAAUAUGUUCCGUCAGAUUUAGAUUCAGGGAAUCGAUCUUCAGUUACUAGUGAUGUGUUGAAACCCAAACAUCCGCCAAAAAAAUAUUAAAUAAGUAAAUGUGUGUAAGAUUUUAGAUUAAAAAUAAUUAGCCCUGA
Aethina tumida (small hive beetle) is the source of this 6523-nucleotide messenger RNA. RefSeq lists its product as uncharacterized. The record is from RefSeq and is a predicted model, not a curated record. The coding region runs from base 7 to 5793 and encodes 1928 amino acids. NCBI's taxonomy places the organism in Eukaryota, Metazoa, Arthropoda, Insecta, Coleoptera, Nitidulidae. The transcript has 2 exons.